Messenger RNA from Macadamia integrifolia, 1883 nucleotides. RefSeq names its product probable sulfate transporter 3.5. Gene Ontology annotation, biological process: transmembrane transport. The record is from RefSeq and is a predicted model, not a curated record. The annotation marks the transcript as partial. NCBI's taxonomy places the organism in Eukaryota, Viridiplantae, Streptophyta, Magnoliopsida, Proteales, Proteaceae. Gene Ontology annotation, molecular function: secondary active sulfate transmembrane transporter activity. The transcript is spliced from 12 exons. Gene Ontology annotation, cellular component: membrane.
UUUUCACCAUACUUCUUCAAUCGCAGGACCAACCUCUCUCUUUCUCUCUCUCUUUAUCUCUCUCUCUCUCUAAACUAGCCAUGACUAAUGGCUUUAGUGAGAAGGUGAAUUUCUCAACACCAAGAAGCUUUGCCACCACAUUCAAAUCCGAUCUGAAAGAGACAUUCUUCCCAGACGAUCCAUUCCGGCAUUUCAAGAACGAACCAGGCGCGCUAGGUCGAACUAAGAAGGCGUUUCAAUACUUCAUCCCCGUCUUCGAAUGGCUUCCCAGAUACAAUUUCCGUCUCUUUCGCUACGAUCUCCUCUCUGGAAUCACCAUUGCUAGUCUUGCCAUUCCUCAAGGAAUUAGUUACGCAAAACUCGCUAACAUUCCUCCUAUCAUUGGCCUCUAUUCAAGCUUUGUGCCUCCUCUGGUUUACGCCGUUUUUGGAAGUUCAAGAGAUCUCGCGGUUGGGACUGUUGCCGCUGCGUCAUUGCUUCUGGCUGCAACUCUUGGAGAAAAAGUAUCCGCCAUUGAUGAUCCUGCUUUGUAUCUUCGAUUGAUUUUUACCUCGGCUUUCUUCACCGGAAUUUUUCAGUUGGCUUUAGGGAUUUUCAGAUUAGGAAUUCUUGUUGAUUUCUUGUCUCAUUCAACCAUAAUUGGAUUUAUGGGAGGAACUGCAACGAUCAUCAGUCUGCAACAACUGAAGGGAAUAUUUGGUUUGAAGCAUUUCACGACUAAAACCGAUGUAGUCUCUGUUCUAAAAGCAAUUAUCAUCGCGAGGAAGGAGUGGCGAUGGGAGAGUGCAGUUUUAGGAGUUUGCUUUCUUGCAUUCCUCCUUCUCACCAAGUUCCUGGUGAAAAACAGGCCAAAGCUAUUUUGGGUAUCUGCAAUUUCUCCAAUGGCGACCGUAAUAGUGGGCUGUGUUUUCGCUUACUUAAUUCAUGGGGAGAAACAUGGCAUCGUAACUGUGGGUCACUUGAGUAAAGGAUUAAAUCCUCUAUCUAUUAAACAAUUAAACUUCAAUUCUGAGUAUCUUCCAGUAACUAUAAAAGCUGGGAUGAUCACAGGCUUCUUGGCUUUAGCUGAAGGAAUAGCUAUAGGAAGGAGUUUCUCUGUAAUGAAAGGUUACCAAAUAGAUGGAAAUAAAGAGAUGGUAGCUUAUGGGGUUAUGAACCUUGUUGGUUCCCUCACUUCAUGUUACUUGACCACAGGUCCAUUUUCAAAAACUGCGGUUAAUUACAAUGCUGGAUGUAAGACGCAAAUGUCAAACGUAGUAAUGUCUUUGUGUAUGAUGCUUGUUCUAUUACUCUUGGCUCCUCUCUUCAGCUACACCCCUCAAGUGGCUCUCUCUGCAAUUAUCAUGGCUGCAAUGUUUGGGCUCAUCAAGUACGACGAAGCUUAUCGCCUAUUCAAGGUUGAUAAGUUCGACUUCUGCAUUUGUAUGGCUGCUUUCUUGGGUGUCAGCUUCCUUAGCAUGGACAUCGGCCUUAUGUUAUCGGUAGGACUAUCAAUAGUUAGAGCGCUUCUAUAUGUAGCCAGGCCGGGUUCUACCAAGCUUGGGAAGAUUCCGAGCUCGACCAUUUUUCGUGAUAUAGAGCAGUACCCUAGUGCAACUGGGGUCCCUGGCAUUCUUAUUCUACAAUUGGGAUCUCCUGUUUACUUUGCUAAUUCUGGUUACAUUAGAGAAAAGAUCACAAAGUGGAUUGAAGAUGAACUGGAUACAAAAGACUUAAAAGGACAUGACCUUGAGCAUCUUAUACUGGACUUUGGAGGAGUUACAUCUAUUGACAUGACUGGCAUUGAAAUGUUAUUUGAAGUGCAAAAGGACAUUGCCAAGAGAGGAAUUAAGGUGGCAAUAGUAAAUCCUAGGGUAGCAGUGUUGGAGAAGUUGAUAAUAUCA